Messenger RNA from Emiliania huxleyi CCMP1516, 2484 nucleotides. RefSeq lists its product as hypothetical. Lineage: Eukaryota; Haptophyta; Isochrysidales; Noelaerhabdaceae. The record is from RefSeq and is a predicted model, not a curated record. Gene Ontology annotation, cellular component: membrane. Gene Ontology annotation, molecular function: sodium:proton antiporter activity. The transcript is spliced from 9 exons. The coding region runs from base 1 to 2244 and encodes 747 amino acids. Gene Ontology annotation, biological process: regulation of pH; proton transmembrane transport; sodium ion transport.
AUGGGAGGAACCGCCGUCGGCGCUCCAGCUCUGCCUGCUGGCACUGCGCAGCACGCACGGAAGAUGCAGGCCCUGUACCGCACCCGCCGCAAGCAGGCCUACGCCCUCCUGGUCAAGAACAUAUCUUGCAAGGACAUCAAGCGUGGCAGUAUUGGGGACAUGGAGCCGCAGCGCUCUGAUGUCCGUGCGCACGAUGCGGCGUGGGCAAAGAUCAGCAUCGGCGCCGACAUUGGCAUCAGUGGGAUCACUGUCACCAAGCUCCACAGCCACAUUCGCCGCGUCAACGCCGAGCGCCCGCCUACUCACCGCCACGACGAGAGCGAGAUCGCUGUUCGGCUCCUCGAGUGUAUCAACGAGAACUCAAAGCUUUUCGGAGCCGAGAGCCUCUCCGAGAUCAAUAGCACCGGGCCUCACAACGGGUACUUCUGGAUUGCUGGCACCGCUGCAGGCGUCGGUGGAGUCCCUCCUGCAGUCCCUGCCCGACGUGACCUCGCCAGACUCGUCGCGCACUAUUUCACCCACUGGAAGAACGCGUUUGAGAACGGCCACCUCGGCCCGGAGCAGCUGCCUCCCACUGCGGGCCUCCUCUCAGAGCGCAAAAAAAAAUCUUUUGAAAGCAGCGCGGAGAUCGACCUCAAGCCAGAGAGCAGUGAGGAGGCGACGCACCGAUGGACGGUGACGCUCGGCAUCUUGGGCAUAGCUGCGACGAUGGUCAGUGGCGAGCUGCUCAAGCGGCGAGGUAUCUUCCGCAUCCCGGAGGCGGUCAUCGGCCUCCUCGUCGGUGUCGCCGCCGGAGGGCUCUCCGAGAUGUUCGAGUCGCAGACGAUGGCGGAGGACGAGUCGUUUGACGACGAGUUCUUCAUGGUCUGGCUGCUGCCGCCGAUCAUCUUUGCCGCCGGCUACAACAUGAAUGUGCCCGCCUUUUUCGACAACCUCGGACCGACGAUGCUCCUCGCGUUCGGAGGGACGGUGCUGUCUGCGGCGGUGGUCGGGGCGUGCGUCUACCUCGCGGGGCAGCUGGGCCUCGCCUACCGCCUCUCUCUCCUCGCCUCGUUCUUCUUCGGCUCUCUCAUCUCCGCCACCGAUCCGGUGACGGUGAUCGGCGUGCGCGACGACAUCUUUGCGGUCAUCUUUGGCGAGAGCGUGCUCAACGACGCCGUCGCCAUUGUCCUCGCUCGCACCAUCCUCUCCUUUAACACUCCUGACGCCGACAUCUCCCUACUGACCUGCCUGCAAGCCGCUACCGUCUUCUGCUCGAUCUUCCUCGGCUCGAUGCUAAUCGGCUCGCUCGGAGGCGCGGCCCGCACGCUGUCGGCCCUUCUCUUCAAGGGGCUCGGGCUUGCCCGCGUGGACGACAAGGUUCCGCUCGAGGCCGCCCUCUGCUUCGCCUUCCCAUGGUCGUGCUACUACGCGGCAGAGGCGCUCGAGCUGUCGGGCAUCGUCGCGAUCCUGUUCUGGGGGACCGUGUGGCGGCUCGCCCUGGUGACGAUGCUCGCGUGCUUCGUCGGGCGGCUGCACGCCCUUCUUGCUGCUGUGACCCCACAGUGGGUUCGGUACUCUGGAGGCGUUGCCUUCGCCAUCGCCGCGGCCGCAUACGGCGACCACGCUUUCAGCCAGUGCGGCGACGAGGGCGAGCCGCGGCCGUGCGACCCGGCGGACGUGUCGCUCGCGUGCGAUGUGCUCGCCAAGCCGGCAGCGGAGGCGGCGGAGGAAGCGUCGAGCACGUCUAGCGGGGGACUCGCCGCCACCGCCGCGCCUGGCAAGGGUCUGCCGCGCACCCGCUCGAUGCGCGCCCGCUGGCUGCACAUCAACGAGCGGUACAUUAUGCCGCAGCUGACCGUGGACGGCGCCGGCGGCGGGCGGGCGGGCGGCCGCUUGGGCGACGCCGAGCUGCCGUCACGGCGCAUCGCCGCCGAUCGCGGGUGCACCUCCAACUGCGGGCUGCUCGCGGCGCAAGGGCACGCGGGGUGGGCCACGGAGAUGGUGCCGACAAAGGCAAGGGAGGGGGGCGCGCUAUGCUCCACGCUGCCCGCCGACGCCGGCGCCGGUGGCGAGGGCAGCCCCGCGCCGGGCGGUGCUUGCGCCAGAGGCAGCGACGGUCACCCUCCCAAGGAGCAUGCGCUCGCCAUCGCGUCGCGGCUGCUAGAGUCAGACGACGACAGCGGGCGCGAUGCGUCGCGGGGCGGCCGGCGCAGCCUUGGCGGCUCGGACGACGGUCUCAGUGUGGAACACCAGCGCGUCUGAUGCCGUGUCGCAUGUGAUGUCGCGCAGAUCGCGGUGUCCCAGCCGCCAGCGGCAGCACCGCUCUCCUCCCCGUUUGCGGGAGAUUCAAGGGUCAUUAGAGGGAGGGAUUGCGAGGGCGGGUAGCGGUGUGGGACGAGAGAGAGGGCGGGUAGCGGUGUGGGACGAGAGAGAGGGGGAUAGCGACAGGAGGGACGAGAGCGGGAGGCCGGUCUCGCCCUUUUUAAAUGGCUUUUUUGUGAC